AUGGAUCUUGACUUGGCUCUACUGAAUGAUAAGCCCACUGCCAUUAUUGAUACGAGCAGUUCAGAUGACAAGUCUUUCCAUAAAGCAUGGGAACGCUUUAACAGGCUGAGCCUUAUGUUUAUGCGAAUGAGUAUUGCCAACAACAUUAAGAGUACUAUUCCACAAAUAGAAAGUGCCAGGGAAUACCUGAAGUUUGUGGAAGAACAUUUUCGAUCUGCAGAUAAGUCUCUCGCUGGUACACUAAUGGCUGAACUCACGACCAUUAAGUUUGAUGGGUCGCAUAGUAUGCAAAAUCAUAUCAUCGAGAUGAUUAACAUUGCAGCAAGACUUCAAACCUUAGGGAUGAAAGUUGAUGACUCCUUCUUGGUUCAGUUUAUUCUGAACUCGUUACCUCCUGAGAGGAGUCAAGACUUAAGAAACAAGGGAGUCAUUCAAUUAUCCCCAUGGGUCAAGGAGCUAGUAAAGGACUUAAAGUGA
Messenger RNA from Nicotiana tabacum (common tobacco), 477 nucleotides. NCBI's taxonomy places the organism in Eukaryota, Viridiplantae, Streptophyta, Magnoliopsida, Solanales, Solanaceae. The record is from RefSeq and is a predicted model, not a curated record.